This is a messenger RNA of Cyprinus carpio (common carp), 3042 nucleotides long. Its product is annotated as 5'-AMP-activated protein kinase subunit gamma-1. The record is from RefSeq and is a predicted model, not a curated record. The coding region runs from base 1901 to 2806 and encodes 301 amino acids. The transcript is spliced from 13 exons. NCBI's taxonomy places the organism in Eukaryota, Metazoa, Chordata, Actinopteri, Cypriniformes, Cyprinidae.
GACUGGUAUUUUAACUACAUGGAUAGUUUACAGAAAUAAUGUCUCAUGGGGCAGACUGCCUUUAGUGUAGUUACUAUUUGAGCACUGACAGUGUGUUUACUUCUGUAAUCAGUGAUAUUUUUGCAAGUGCUCAUAGCAAACACAAACAGUGUACAGCAGUUGUUCUCAAUCAGGGGUCACUCUGGGGGCUUCAGCAAACUUCCAAGAUGACAUAAGAUGAAUUAAUUUUAAACUAAGACAAAACAAGCUUUAACAACUAAAAAUCAAGAUAUUUAUUAUUUUAAUUCACCCCCAACAACUGUUUUUUCCCCUCUCUUUCUUUUGAGAACCAGGGUUCCCACAGUCCUGGAUAAAUGAGGCAGUUUUAAUGGGGAUAAAAGUGUUAUUUCUAGACCUUGAAAAAUCCUUUAAAUUCAUAUUCAUCUCUUAAAAUGCUUUUGAAUUUUGUUUAUUUAAAUUCUUAUUAUUUUCAAUUUUGGUUAUAUUUUAAAAGGCUACACUGUUUGUUUGUUUGUUUGUUUGUUUGUUUGUUUGUUUUAAUAUUGAGGAGUGUAAAAAAUAAUAAAUUUUCCAAACCGUGUGUUUACUGUACCCAGCUACACUUUGAUAAACCUUUAAAAAAAAAUUUUUACAGCCGUCGGGACAGAUUUAAUGGGAAAUUUGCCCGUCCAUGUCUCAUCAUACCUGAUAACCCCUCAUCCGCGCAUAUGGUGUGGAAGUAGUGUGAAGCUAGAAGUUGGAUAUCACAUCACAAGGAUUGACAACUUUUGACCAUGUACCAUGCAAAAAGGCAAAACUUCGGGUUGUUAAAAAAGUAGCAUCUACAAGCAAACAGAGUGGAAAUAACAGUCCGUAAUAAAAUGUGAAUCAACAUUGGUUUGGCUCUUCAGAAGUGAGAACUAGAUUUGAAAAGACAUGUAACCAUGUAGUUCUCUAACAGUAGAGUGAGUUUAUAAUAACGUUUUACCAUAUCAGGUUAGUGUCUAAUGUUAACUUUUAAGUAAUUAAUUUAAAAACAUUAUUGUUUCUAAUAAGUCUAAACAUCAUAAGAAAUGGCUCUUGAUCACGUGAUGAUUUUUUUAUUUAUUAUGAUUUCCAUGUGCUACGAAACACAUUUGUCUGCGCAGAGAAGCACAACUCACCGAAUGUUCUUCUGCAAGACAGUUUUCUUUUGCCACUUGAUAAGACACAAUGUAACUUUAAAGAUUGUUAUUUUAUAACCUCCUCAAAAUGAAACCCACUUGGUGGCCUAAUCCAGUCUCAGAGCGAAAUGAUGAACGUGGUCCAAACUGUGAGGUAACGGGACAAAAAUAGACAUGUUUUGACAUUUUUGUCAUCUUGCAGGUCAGGGUGUUGCAGUGGUCUUUAAUGUCAGCAGUAUGCUUUUCAACUGAUUGGUCUUAUAUUAAACAUGAGUUAAUAAUUAAUGUCUGAAAUCCCUGUGUAAUUUUGUUAUAGAUCGAGAUCGAGUCAUCUUACACACAUUUUGACUGAGGUCCUGAUUAUUCUGUGCCCUGUUCAUACCAUCCAGGUCUCUUACAGGGGUGUUGUGUACAAAACCAGUCACAGCCACAACAUCUUUGAUUCUCCUCCCCCUGUCCCAUGUCCAGCCCUCUGCAUGCCUUGGCUGGCUUUCUCUCCUGAUUUAGAUUGUGCUCUGCACACAGGGACGGGAGCACAGCUCUAGUUUGCUCUAGUCAGGCCAACUCAAGCACUGAAUGCGUUUGUCUCACAGUGGGACCCCAGAACAUGGACCCUCUGACGGAGUUCCCCUUUAUGGAGGAUGAGGGGCUCACCAUGAAGAGGACAGACUGACCAACCUGCAGCAGGGGUUUCCCUCUCUGUGUCCUUCUCAGGGCCUCUCCAAGACCCUGACUCAGACGUGUAUACUAAGUUCUUCAUGAGUCACUGCUGCUACGAUGCCAUUCCAACAAGCUCCAAACUGGUCAUCUUUGACACAACACUGCAGGUAAAGAAAGCAUUCUUUGCACUGGUUGCAAACGGGGUCAGAGCGGCACCUUUAUGGGACAACAAGCUGCAGUGUUUUGUAGGGAUGCUCACCAUUACAGACUUUAUCAACAUUCUCCAUCGUUACUACAGAUCUCCCAUGGUUCAGAUAUAUGAGCUGGAGGAACACAAGAUUGAAACAUGGAGAGAAGUCUAUCUACAGUAUUCUAUCAACUCCCUGAUCAGUAUCACACCUGACUCCAGCCUCUUCGAAGCCAUUUAUUUCUUACUGAAGAACAAGAUUCACCGGCUACCCAUCAUAGAUCCAGAAUCAGGGAACGUCCUCCACAUACUCACCCAUAAACGAAUCCUCAAGUUCUCACAUAUCUUUGGCUCUAUGAUCCCCAAGCCACCAUUCUUACAGAAGCGGAUUGAGGAAGUGAAAAUUGGAACAUUCAAGAGCAUCGCAACCGUCAGGGAGACAGAAACGGUUUAUGACGCUUUAUCAGUAUUUGUAGAGCGACGGGUCUCGGCCCUGCCUGUUGUCAAUGAGCAAGGGAAAGUGGUGGCACUUUAUUCCAGAUUUGACGUCAUUAAUCUGGCUGCACAGAAAAACUACAACAACCUGAACAUGACGAUGCAGGAGGCCAUUCAAAGCCGUCCGUGCUGCAUUGAGGGGGUGCUGAAGUGUUACCCUCACGAAACCCUCGAAACCAUCAUCGAUCGUAUUGCUGAGGCAGAGGUUCACCGUCUAGUGCUGGUGGACACAGAGGAUGUGGUGAGAGGAAUCGUCUCGCUCUCUGAUUUGCUUCAGGCACUGGUCUUGACUCCUGCAGGCGUUGAAGCACUUUUCUCUUAACACCAGUGGAGGGCUCCCUCUCCAUCAUCAGCUUCAUUUCAUACCCUCUCAUACCAGAAUGUUGUCCUAAAGCAAACCAUGAGCCUUGAAGUUGAAUGCUUGAAGACAGAGUGUGUAAAUAUUUUUCAUGUUUGGGGCACUUUGGGAUUUUAUGUACUUUAAACAUCUCUAAUUAUAUUUUGCACAAAUUUUACUUGUGUAUUUGUAUAAUUUAUUAAAGAAUUGCCACAUAAUAA